Molecule: messenger RNA, 4394 nt
Organism: Ictalurus furcatus (blue catfish)
Lineage: Eukaryota; Metazoa; Chordata; Actinopteri; Siluriformes; Ictaluridae
Gene: st3gal5
Product: ST3 beta-galactoside alpha-2,3-sialyltransferase 5
Exons: 7
Coding region: 1904-2944 (346 amino acids)
Molecular function (GO): lactosylceramide alpha-2,3-sialyltransferase activity
Source: RefSeq, a predicted model, not a curated record
UACAGAUGUAAUUUAAUUCAUUCCUGUCCGCCAUGUUUAUUUUUCUCUGCGUUCUAUUCCCCAUUGGAUUAUGGGGAAUGGUACCUCGGCGAGUGUGUGGGUGAUGUACACUCGAAAUCAGAGUACAUUGUGUGUAUAAACGAGUGAACGAAUGUAGGGAAUGAAGUUGUUCUCUGAGAAUUUUGGACGCCACUACAAAAUGGCCCACACCGUAUGUAGUGCACUUUAUAGGAGAUAGGCAGCGGUUUGAGACACAGCCGGGAGGGAGGGGCGUGGCUUCUCGCUACAGGAUCAGGCUGACUAUCUAUUAGCAUUCGCUUUAGUUAGUUAUCAGCUGCCAUUAUCUCCAAAAAGAAAGAAGACUGGAAUUCUGUGAAGAUCUUAUACAGUCUGACCACCUGAUGAAUGGAAACAGCUGCCUGAGUCCAUGAGAAGCGAGGAAAUAAGGGUCCAGUUGUUCAUUGUGAGGUUAAGGAAAGUCAUGCCAGUAUGCCAUUUGCCUUCGGGACUGAAGACAUUUUGUUUUUGAGAUCAAAAGACAAGUACGAGACAAAAGAUCUGCAUCCAUCCAUCCAUCCAUCUUCUAUACCGCUUAUCCACUUCAGGGUCACAGGGAACCUGGAGCCUAUCCCAGGGAGCAUCGGGCACAAGGCGGGGUACACCCUGGACAGGGUACCAAUCCAUCGCAGGGCACAAUCACAUACACACUCACACACCCAUUCAUACACUACGGACACUUUAGACACGCCAAUCAGCCUACCGUGCAUGUCUUUGGACUGGGGGAGGAAACCGGAGUACCCGGAGGAAACCCCCGCAGCACGGGGAGAACAUACAAACUCCACACACACAGGGCCACGGUGGGACUCGAACCCUGGAGGUGUGAGGCGAACGUGCUAACCACUAAGCCACCGUGCACCCCCAUAGAUCUGAAUUUCAGCUUUAAUUUCCUGAUAUUUACAUCUAGGAUGGAUAUAAAGUCUUACAUACCCCUGUUCAGAUGGUAGGAUUUUGCGAAGUAAAAGAAUGUGAUUAAGAUAAAUCAUGUCAGAUCUUUUCCCACCUUUAACGUGAAAUUGCAAAGUAUACACGUAAAGUGGAAAAACAAUCAUAAAUCUUUUUUUUGUGGGGGGGGAAAAGGAAAAAAUAAAAAAACGUACAAUAACUUGGUUGCAUAAGUGUGCUUUCCCUUAAACGUAUACUUUGCUGAAUCACCUUUUGAUUUUAUUAAUCCACUCAGUCUUUUUUUUGGGUUAGAGUUCAUCACUGUGGCACAUCUUGACUUGAGCUAGAUGCUAGCUUCUGCACAUUUCAGCUACUCUGGUCUUCAUGUUGGUUUAUCCUUUUUAACAACAAAUGCCGUCUUCACAGUCGAAACCUCGAGCUGAAACCAAGAGUAGACACUCAGAGCUAUUAAUUCUUCAAUCAACCAGUUUAACGGGGCACACCUGGGCAACAAGAAACUCCUGUCAGUCACAUGUUCCAGUAUUUUGUGUUGGACCGUUGGGGAAAAAAAUGGGUGGGUUAAAUCAAAUGGUGCCAUGUUCUAAGUUGUUUAACACCGAUAGAUGUAAAUAUGAGGAACGCUGAAAUUCUGAUCUAUUGUCUCGUAUUCAUCUUUUGAUCUCAAACCCAAAUGUCUUCAGUGUGUAGCAAAAAUAAUAGGAUUGGCCUCGUUGUCCCAAUACCUUUUGUGUGAGUGUGAAAAGCUAUGUUGUGGUAAAUGAAAAGAAAUAUGUGUCAGCAAAGCAUUAAAACAAAUGUGAACACAAGGAAAACUAAUAAAAUACUGCGUAUAUUUAAGUGAUCCGUAAUAACGUAAUCUUGGUCGAUCUGUUCAGCAAAAAUUUUAAUAGGUCCUCUUUCAUGUGCUCUUUUAUCCAGGAGGAGGUGUAUUGUACCACUUAUGGUCAUGGGCUUGAUUGCCACUGGCAUUCUGAAACUGCCCAUUUUCACUACUAACCCAAAACCUGUCAUGAUGCAUGUAGAUCCCCAUCAUCGAGAGCGUGUUCAUUCUUUUGUCAGAAGAGUGCUAGCCCAAGAAUGCAGACCAUCUUUUGCAAGAAAGAAGAUCGAGGGGAUGUAUUCUAGUUCUGUGCACGUGGCUGAGCCCUUCUUACAAAAAAACAGCAAUAUAACAGAAAAAAUAUUUGAGUAUCCACCACCGUUUGGAUUUCACAACCUGCAACACAAGCUACAAGAUGUCCUGGAUCUCAUACCCAUUUCCUCGUCGGAGAAUACCAGACGGCGUGAUUGCCGCCGAUGCGUUGUAGUUGGCAAUGGAGGCAUACUUCAAGGUCUGGAGCUGGGGUCUCUCCUGAACCAGUUCAAUGUGAUCUUACGAUUGAACAGUGGCCCAGUGAGAGACUUCAGUAGAGAUGUGGGAAACCGCACUACUAUCAGGAUGAGUUAUCCUGAAGGCAGCCCAAAGAUAUGGGAAGAUGUGGACCCUCAGCUUCAGUUUGUAGCCGUUAUUUACAAAGCUGUUGAUUUCAACUGGCUUCAUGCUAUGCUCUCAGGAACUACGAUAUCACUCUGGGACAAGCUGUUUUUCUGGCAGAAGGUACCCGGUAGCAUUCCAGUUGAGCCGUCAAAGUUCCGUAUACUAAAUCCUGCAAUCAUCAGGGAGGCAGCCUUGGAUCUGCUUCACUACCCAAAGCCUAAGCCUCGACAUUGGGGUUGGGAUCAGAAUGUUCCUACCUUGGGGUUAUCUGCUGUUAACCUGGCGACCUACUUGUGUGAUGAAGUCAGCCUAGCAGGCUUUGGCUACAACCUUAGGCAGAAGACGACAUCACUGCAUUACUAUGACAACCUACCUAUGACUGCUAUGCUAAAGCAAGCCAUGCACAAUGUGGACCACGAGACAGUGUUUCUCCAGAGAUUGGUUGCUGCUGGCGGCAUUCUGGACCUUACAGGGGGAGUACAUUGCAGUUUCUGUUCAACAUGAAGCCAUUUUGCACUAAUUCUGGGAUAUCUUGACAGCCCAAAAACAAAAUAUAAUAGUUUCACUGUAAUUAAUACAUGUUGCAAUUUUAUUUAUUUUGCUUCGUUAAAAGCAUUUUGUUUCUGUCUCGUUCACAGCUGUUACUGACUGUGUUCUGGUACACCAAUUGAACAAUGUAUUUUAAUGAUUGUGUAUUUUUAAUAAUGUACAUGUACUUUCAUUUUCAUAUUUUACUCAGACUUUUACACUCAACAUCCACUUUUAAUAGGAACGUGUACCUGUACACCUGCACAUUCAUGCACUUAUCCAAUCAGCCAAUUAUGUGCCAGCAGAACAAUUCAUCAAAUCAUGCACAUACAGGUCAAGAGCUUCAGGGAAUGUUCACAUCAAACAUCAGAACGGUGAAAAAGCUUGAUCUCUGUGACCUUUACUGUGGCAUGUUUGCUGGUACCAGAUGGGCUGGUUUGAGUAUUAGUAUUUAGUACCAAGACUGGACAGUUGAAGACUGGAAAAAGACCUGGUGGGUUGUUGUUGUUGGGUUUUUUUUUUGUUGUUUUUUCCUCUUCAUUUGUCUAGUUUCGAUGAGCCUGUGCCAACGAUAGCCUCAGAUUCAUGUUCUUGGCUGACAGAAAUGGAACCCAGCGUGUGUGUCUGCUCUUGUAGCAAAUCCACUUCAAGGUUCAAUGUUUUGUGCAUGCUGAGAUGCUUUUCUGCUCACCACGGUUGUAAAGAGUCGUCACUGUUACUCUAUCCUUCCUGGCAGCUCAAACCAAUCUGGCCAGUUUCAAUCCACAAGCGUUUUAAUCCACAGAACUGUCUCUAACUCUGUGGUGUUUUUUUUGUUUGUUUGUUUUUACGCACCAUUCUGUGUACACUCUAGAGACUGUUGUGUGUGUGAAACUCAGCAGUUUCUGAAAUACUCAAACCAGCCCGUCUUGCACCGACGACCAUGCCACGGUUAAAGUCACAGAGCACACUUUUCCCCGUUCUGAUGUUUGAUGUGAACAUUAAGCGAAGCUCUAGACCUGUAUUGCUUGAUUCUAUGCAUUGUGCUGCUGCCACGUUAUGGGCUGAUUGAAUAACUGCAUAAAUGAGCAGAUAUACACGAGUUCCUAUUAAAGAGGACGGUACGUAUGCGGACAUGACAUUAUACGGUACUAGUUUAUUUAUGUUCAGGAGACGAAAUUAAAACGGAUUACGGUUCCAGUAAAAACUGACUGUGUGGCAUGUUUUCAACUCACCGGCUUCGUACAAUGUACUUGAAGUGGUUGAAUUUGGCCUUUUGAAAUAUAAGUACUGGAAAACCUUGAAAAUAGCCGGUUUUUAAUCUAGCGGUGCUUAGAACGUACUUGAAUUAUCAAAAGUCAAUAAAUCUGAAAUCGCUAAAUAACCUAAGUGUUUAUUUUCAGUAGAACAUGAAUACAUCCUUUCACUCAAACUAUGACUCCCUAUG